Debaryomyces tyrocola is the source of this 1272-nucleotide messenger RNA. The record is from the annotation of a GenBank genome assembly. Lineage: Eukaryota; Fungi; Ascomycota; Pichiomycetes; Serinales; Debaryomycetaceae.
AUGCUACGUAUUUUUAAAAAGUUUAACUUCAAAGAUGGAGAUGGAGGUGACGGCAGUAAUGGGAACAUACUUUUUGCAAUUUGUUUAGAAAUGGGGUUUACAUUAGGCUUGAAUCAAAACGUUGAUCUACUUUAUAAACAAGAAUCAACGAAUUACAGGACUGUUUUGAAGAAUCUUUGGAAAUAUUUACUAUUCUUUGACACCAUCAAUUCAUUUGACCUUGGUGUGCCACUACAUAUUUCCGAUAAUAGCGUGAGGAAGGAUUUAUUAGAUCUUGAUGAUAUAUUUAUCAAAACCAUACUCAAGAAGAGAGAAAUAUUAAAUGUUUUCUUAUCCCCAAAAUUGAUUCAUGAUGAUAUUGGAAAUGUAAUAAAUGAGAUUAGAUACUUUAUAAACCAAAAUUUUAAAACUGUGUUUGAGUUGAUUAUGGACUUCGAAAAUUCAUCUAACUUAGAAGACUCUUAUAACAUUAUACAUCAAUUCGUUCUAUCAAGCUCCUUAAUUGCAAUGAUACAGCACGGAUGCUUACUCUUAUAUAAUGAAUUGAGAGGUAGUGAUAGUAGGUUGGGAACUCGAUCUCACAAUUUGGCAAUGAAGUAUACUAUUUUAAUGAUAAUAUCAACUGUCGAGCUUACGAAGAGAGUAUAUCUAUCAAGUAUGGAGUUACUUUCAACUCCCAGUACAAAUCAAAUUCACUUUUUUAUUGGGGGAAUGCAGAACCAAUGGUUUAGCAGAGCAUUUCUAUUUUACUUUUUUUCAUUACUUACUUACGUUAAAUCACUGAAAAAUCAGGGACAAAGAAAUAUAACCGACAGUCAUAUUGUUUUAAAAUUAUCUGAACUCGCAGACCUUUAUAACGACGUUGAUAAUAUUCAUGAUGAUGGAUUCACAGAAACGAAAACCUUGGUUUCAUUAAAUAUAAUAGUAAGUCGCUACAUAAAUAUGCGAAUUUUCCUAGAAACAAAUGGGGGCGAAAGAGAGCAAAAGAAACUCGUAACUAAAAUUCAUAAUUAUGGCUUGUUCAUAAUAAAUGCAUGGUUAUGCCACUUUAAACAGUUGAUAUCACAGGAUGAUGAUUUUAAAUCCAUAGUGCAUUUCAAUGAAAAUAAUUUGGACAUAGUUUAUGAUUCGAUACAAGAAUCGUUUCCAAGUCAGCUGUAUGUCGCUCAGAAUUUCAGCUCGAUUCCAACCUUAGAUAUAUUCGAUGAACUCGAGCUUAAUGCAACGCUUGAAAACUUCAACAAAGAUAUGUACGACUUUUUGAUGAUGUAG